CUCGACUAGAGCUCCCGUCUAAAUUUUAGUACGGUAACACAACAUGAUUAACGCCAGACCGUAUUUAGUGCAUUUGGUCAGUGUGAUUGUUUUAAUUUCCACAUUAUUUUCAUUCACUGGUUGUUCACUACAAGGAGAACAGGUGUCUAAGUGGGCCAAUGAAAUUGGGCACGAACUGUACAACCUUGGGGAGGUUGUAACUGAAUUCAAAGUAAUCAAAGAGACUUACAAAUCAAACAAUGCGCAAGUUGAAGAAAACCGUCCAACAGAUUUGCUGGCGGAAAUCACCAACAAUAUCGGUAUAAUGAUGGACUGGAAGAUGGACGCCAUAAAGGAAAUCCAACAACGUGCAGAAAAUAUAUCCGAAGAACUAGAAUACAAUGGUUCCAACUACAAAUAUUACAGCUCCAAGUACUCUCCAGAGGAGGGAGUGAAGCUCAAACUCCCUAAGUCGCUGAAGAAGAACGCGGCCAUGUACAAAACCAUGCAUUUAAAUGCAGACACGCACUUCUAUAAUUUAUCCGUGAACACCAGCCACAGUUCGGUACACGUCCCCACUAAUGUUUACGACAGAGAACCGGAGGCCGCAUUUGCCAUACAAUGGUCGGAAGCCCUCGACGAAAUUUUUGAAAAGAACUACAAAACCGACCCGGCCCUUUCCUGGCAGUACUUCGGCAGUACUUCGGGGAUAAUGAGGCACUUUCCUGGGAAGAAAUGGGACGACACAAGGAAGGACUUGUUCGACUGUCGCAUCAGGACUUGGUUUAUUGAAGCUGCCACUUGUACCAAAGACGUGAUAAUUCUGAUGGACAACUCAGGGUCCAUGGAUGGUAUGGGUAAGCACAUUGGAGCUCUGACAGCUUACAGCAUUUUGGACACUUUCUCCAAUAAUGACUAUGUUAAUGUCAUGAACUACUCGGAAACCACCGAUUACAUCGUGCCUUGUUUUAAUGGGUCAUUGGUGCAAGCUACAAGGGAAAACAUCCACGUCUUCAAGGAAGCCAUCCAAACCUUAGAUCCUGAUGGAAAAACCAGACUAGAACAAGCCUUGCAGAAGGCUUUCGUACUACUACAAAAUUACAGAAGAAAUCGUGGUUGUGAUGAUGUUAACAAUACAGAUUGUAAUCAGGCUAUAAUGAUAAUUACUGACAGCAUUUCUGGUAAUUUAAGCGAAACCAUCAUGAAAUACAACUACCUGAACAAUGGGACUAACAUACCCGUAAGAAUAUUUACAUAUCUGAUAGGGAAGGAAGUUACCAACGAAGCUGAGCUGCAGUGGAUAGCCUGUGCGAACAGAGGCUUUCAUACGCAUGUGCAAAGUUUGGAACAAGUCACAGCUUCAGUUUUGCAGUACAUCAACGUGAUAGCCAGACCGUUAGUGUUGCAAGGCGAAGAACAUCCGAUAUCUUGGACCCAUGCUUACAUAGACAUAACGUAUGAUGAUACUAAAGACACGACAAUCAACGAGCCGUUCAGAUUAUUAACUGCGGCAGCCAUUCCUUGCUUCGACAGGAAGACCAACAACAAAAACGAUACAAGGACUGCUAACUUGUUGGGAGUGGCUGCCACCGAUGUGCCCAUUGAUGACUUCAGGAAACUGACUCUUCCAUAUAAGAUUGGCGUCAACGGAUAUGCGUUUAUUGUGAGUAACAACGGCUAUGUUCUGAUGCACCCAGAUCUUCGCCCUGUGUUUCAAGGCAUUUUGAAGGAGAAUUACAACAGUGUGGACUUGACGGAGGUGGAACAGUUGGAUGACGGAAAGAAUGCCUGGGAGAUCAGCGACGUUAAAAGGGAAUUAAGGGAUGCUCUCGUUAAUGGUUUGACUGGAAGCAUGGAAAAUAUCACCAUCAAGUACCAUUAUGAUGAUAUGAGGCGUGUUUCUAAAGAAGUUUACGACUAUUACUUCACGCCAUUGAAUAAUACUCCAUUUUCCAUUGGUCUUGCUUUCCCGAGGACUUAUGGGCACUACUCAUUGAAAGUGGAAGAUGUUAUAAAAAAGUACAAACACACAGGCAUCAAAUUGAUAGAUUUCUUUAAAGGGAACUGGAAAAUCCACCCUAAAUGGACCUACUGUAAGUACCACUAUUUGGAAGGGCACGAGUACGACAAACCUGAAGAUGAACUAGUUAAUUUCUUGGGCAAAAUGUACGACGGUGAGUUCGUAUGGAAGAGACAAUAUGAACCAGAGAAGGAAGAACUAGAUAACGACAGUUAUUACUGCGAUAGAAAGCUAGUGGAAAGAUUAAUUUUCGACGCUUCAGCAACUGAAAAGUUUGUCAAAAACUGGACGACGAUUGAACACACAAGACCCAAGGAGUGGAGUUUGAUAACCAAGUACAAUGUUACCCUAACAUUUUUGGCCACGAUGAGUGGUUUAACCAGAUGGGAUUACAUUGACGAGAAAGUAGAAAACAAUACAAAGAAGGAAUUUGGUGACAUCCAUGCCAGAGCCAUCGACGAAACUUGGUACAAAAGUGCAGUCCUACAGCACAAGUACAACAAGGAUGCGUUCGUUUUCUCCGUUCCAUUUAACGCAGCCGAAUGCAAAGAUGACUGUCCGGUAACCAGUAGCUACGCCAUAUUCCCCUCAGACGCUGGUAAAGAAGCUCCUGGUUCUGUUGUUGGUUACCAGUUCUCUCUUGCGAAGCUCAAAGAACGAGCCAUGGAUGUGGCGUUCAAAUUAUCUAACCAAUGUUCUAUGUGUGGAAGAUGCAACACCACUUUGGACUGCUACAUAGUAGAUAAUAACGGAUACAUAGUGCUUAGCUUAAAAGACUCAUCCAAUGACACAGGGAAGUUCUUUGGAGACGUUGAAGACGACGUCUUGAUAUCCAUGAUUGAAGAAAACAUAUUUGAAGAAGUGAUCCUGUACGAUUUGCAAGCGCUAUGUACUGAUGAGGAGGGUGAAGGGAGCAGUGCCACCAGAUUAAUGACUCCAUUGGCUUUCAUCCUGGAGGUACUGAACGCGUUUGUGGUCAGACUAUUUGUUUACUGGAAGAUGUUUGACUGGUCUGGUCUUUCUUAUGUCCUGGCACAGGAUAUGAAAUAUGGCUCAGAUGUGGAGAUUAGCUUAGAGGACAGCUUAAAUAGUACAAAUUUCAACGAGACUUAUCUGAUUGAUGACAGCAUGAAUAGUACAAAUUUCAAUGAGACUGAUCUGAAUUAUGAAAUAGUGGAUGAUGACGACGAUGACGAUGAUGAGGAGGAUGAAGAAGACGACAAUAAUGGAAAGGAGUAUUUCACAUGUAGAACUGAAAUUCAUUUGUAUGUUCUGAACCAGGAUCGUACAAUAAACAUUGACUUUGAACCCAGCACUAAAAAUAGGCCAUACUAUGUCAAGAGCAUACAAUAUUCCAAUUUGAUAUUCGUUGCCAUUAACAACACCGUUCCUAAAGUGGAAACUGAUAGAAAAAAGCCAACGAUUGUUCCUCAAAUGUUAAAAUAUGACACAAUUUUGGCGUGUGAGAAGAAGUACUUAAAUAAUUUGGCUAGGAGAAGGUUGACUGGUUGUUUCAAUGAGCAUCCUUUGGAACAUGAAAUUCAAGAGUGUGGAAGAUCUGCCAAGACCUCACUGAAUGUAUUACUGUUGCUCAUUAGUUUAUUAAUGUUUUGUAUAAGGUGAAGUCAUGUAAGCGUAAGUAAUUGUAGAAUGUAAAUAUUCUACAGUAAAUAAAGAUGAUAUAUGUACUGUUAAAAUAAUUCAA
Messenger RNA from Aethina tumida (small hive beetle), 3704 nucleotides. It is a transcript of the gene Ca-Ma2d, whose product is annotated as voltage-dependent calcium channel subunit alpha-2/delta-3. Gene Ontology annotation, cellular component: voltage-gated calcium channel complex. Gene Ontology annotation, molecular function: voltage-gated calcium channel activity. The transcript has 19 exons. Bases 44 to 3622 code for a protein of 1192 amino acids. NCBI's taxonomy places the organism in Eukaryota, Metazoa, Arthropoda, Insecta, Coleoptera, Nitidulidae. The record is from RefSeq and is a predicted model, not a curated record.